AUGGAUUUAGAAAUGUAUAAUUUUUUUACAGAAUAUCUUAGCAGACGAGAGAGGCCUAAGACUCGAGAACCAUUGCAUCCGAUAAAAGUAGGUCAGCCCUUUGAUCAGAUUGGCAUUGAUAUUGUAGGUCCGCUUCCAGAAACACCAGAAGGAUAUCAUUAUAUAGUUGUAGCCACAGAUUAUCUUACCAAGUGGCCAGAGGCCCGUGCACUUAAAAGUGCUGAUGCUGAAUCUGUUGCCUUUUUCUUUUUGGAUGAUAUAAUAUGCUACCACAGAAGUCCCCGUGAGCUACUCUCUAAUCAGGGUACUCACUUUUGUAAUAAACUAGUGGAUGCUAUUUGUAAACAGAUGAAAGUUCGCCGUCGCACAUCCACCACUUACCAUCCCCAAACCAAUGGAUUGGUGGAAAGAUUUAAUAGGACUUUAUGUGAAGUACUGGACAAAUGUAUUGGACAAUAUGAUGGGAAAUGGAUCGAAUUUAUCUCAACAGCUUUGUUCGCUUAUCAAACUACUCGGCAUCAUACUACCCGGUAUGAGCCAUUUUUCUUAGUUUAUAGCCGCGAUACUAUAUUACCGGUUAAAACAGUUGUAAUAACAUAUCCAGCUGAGCCAACUACCGAAGCCGAGACCCAAAAUUAUCUUUUCUGA
Molecule: messenger RNA, 648 nt
Organism: Dentiscutata erythropus
Lineage: Eukaryota; Fungi; Glomeromycota; Glomeromycetes; Diversisporales; Gigasporaceae
Source: the annotation of a GenBank genome assembly